Molecule: messenger RNA, 779 nt
Organism: Pseudo-nitzschia multistriata
Lineage: Eukaryota; Bacillariophyta; Bacillariophyceae; Bacillariales; Bacillariaceae
Source: the annotation of a GenBank genome assembly
CAUCGAGGGGUUUGGAGUAGAUUCUGGAGUUCCUGAUCAGCCCUUUGGAGAUGUAAGCUAUGAAACCAAUCAUUGAGCGACCCCGUAGACGCUUUUCAUAUCCUGAUCGUGAUAUCGAUCUUGUCUCGCUCACUCUCCCUCUUUUGUUUUCAGGAAGAGACUCUUCGGGGCGCAAAAACUCGAGCAAUGAGUGCCUAUAAAGCUUACCGAGACGCAUAUGAUUGYUUUCCUCACUUGAGUUUCGGGUUGGAAGGUGGGUUAGAAUGGUCGUCGCUCGCUCUUGACCACGAUGGCAAUGAAACUUUGUGGUGCAUGGCGUGGAUGGCGGUGUACGGCAAACGGGAGUCGCUGCUACUGAAAACAAUUGCUUCCCGUGAAGCAUCAGUUUCGCAGAAAGAUAGCAAUCCAAUUUUUAGUCUGKCAAAAACRGGGUCGUUUAUGCUCCCUUCUGCUAUGAACGAUUUGAUUAAGAAAGGAAUGGAGUUGGGAGACGCCGAUGACAAAAUUUCUGGUCGAAAAAUGUCGAAGAAAGGCUCCGGAACGGUGGGAUAUUUGACGGACAAUUUGAUGGGCCGAUCGGAAUACUACGAACACGCAUUAAUUCUUGCGCUCGUACCUUGGAUUAUGCCRGAUGCUUAUAGCGCURAUGGAUCUCCAGAUUUGGCCGAUGGAGUAGGUAUUGAUGAGGAAGUGGAAASAUAACAAAAGUACAAUACUUCUUCAUCGGGGUGAGAGCAAGGGAAUUUGAUGAUAAUCGUUGGGYGGAGCUUUAAAUGACA